AUGAGCGAUUUCACUGAGCAGACUCUUUGCGACCAUGAAGCAGACAGGCAGACCCGCGAGGUUUAUCGUUACUUCCAGCCAGAAAAUCCAGCGGCACUGAAUUCGACAUGGCCCCUUGUCGAUCAUGCGAGCACUUCAAUCGCCGUAUCAUCAACUGCAAGCUCUGCAAGCUCUGCAGAUUCUGUUGAUAAUGUUGAUUCAGCUGUGGAUGAGGGGCUGCCUGAGACGACCGCCAUUGAUGACAGCCCUCUCUACAGCCCAAACACGACCUUGACAUCUCUGGCGCAGCUCGCAGCUCUGCGACUGAAUGCGCAGCGUGCUAUAAUCACGAUAUUGAAUCGCGAAACUCAGUAUGUAUUGGCGGAAGCUACGAGAACGACCAAUGUGGGAAGUUCGACAUUAUUUGGUGACAAGGGAGACAGCCUGUUUGCUGGAACAUCCAUAUUAUCAAAUUCUUGGAACAUUUGUGAAGAGACAGUCAAUGUACGAUCGGACGAACAGUACGAAGGAACAUAUCCUUUUCUUAUUAUCAACGACCUUGACCGCGAGGAGCGCUUCCAGAAAUUGCCCUUCGUUCAAGGCGAGCUGCACUCUCGCUUUUAUGCCGGCACGCCCCUGACGAGCGAUGACAACAUCAAUCUGGGCUGCUUGUUCAUAUUAGAUCCUGAACCUCGUGACGGGUUGGAUGAUGUUGAGAAGGAUAUACUUGGAACGAUGGCAUCCGUGGUUAUGGAGUAUCUACAGAUGAGCCGCCAGGCCAUUGAAGGGCGCCGCGCCUUACGGUUAUCGCAUGGCCUCCGUCUUUUCGUGGACGGGAAUUCCAGCUUCACCCAUAACGAUCCCGCCUCUCGCUCGCAUAGCUCAGGCUACAGUCCAUCUUCACAUGCAUCGCCAUAUCGUGAACGGAGUCAAUCUAUGAAUUCUCCAACCCGAGGCUCCAAUUCUUACCCAUCAGAGUUUGACAACGAUGACGCGUCGCUUAAAGACGGCAACCUACGAUCUUCGACUCGAGUCUCGACCACGGAGCCAGGCAAUGACAUAUCGGUUAGCCCAGCUCCAUCUUCACAAAGCUCGAAACAAAGCGACAGCGGAUCGAUGGUGUCAAGCAACGCCGAUUGGCUUUUCCAGCGAGCCGCAAACCUCUUACGACAAAGUCUGGACCUUGACGGUGCCGGGGGUGUGAUGCUUUUGGAGAAUGGCGAUGAGUUGCCAGACGGAAGCCCCCACAGCCACUCGUCCUCCACUGAUUCAAAUAAUUCUGUCCCCGUUCUUGCGCUGUCGACCAGAGAGGACCCGUUCUCAUAUCAGACGGAUUCUGAGUUAUUGCACCCGGCUGUUAAACUUGACCAGGACUUUCUAAAUCAAUUAUCUCGCCGUUAUCCCAAAGGGCGUAUCUGGUCAUUCCAUCGUGACGGGAGCCUAUCUACCUCGGAUGAAGACGAGAUGUCCCUCGGAGCCGCUCGGAAAUAUAAUCAAAGCUCCAGGGUACUAGAAGCCAGCAAACUAAAAGCCUAUUUCCCCGAUGCGAACCAGGUCAUGUUUGUUCCAUUGUGGAAUGCUACCAAUCUGAGAUGGCUCGCAGGCUGUUUCUCCUGGACUCCCCAGUCGACGCGAGUUUUCAGUCGAGCAAUUGAUCUCAGCGCCAUUUUCGGUUUCGCUUCUUCCGUGAUGACCGAAUACAGCCGCAUUGAAUCAGCCGUCGCAGACCGCCAGAAGGGCGAUUUUAUCAGCAGCAUAUCUCACGAACUGCGCAGCCCAUUACAUGGUGUUUUAGCCGCUGUCGAGUUCUUGGGGUCUACUCGUUUGGACGAUUUUCAAGAAUCACUUCUCGAGACGGUAAAUGCUUGUGGCCGAACUCUCUUGGAUACAAUGAACCAGGUUUUGGAUUUCAGCAAAAUAUUGUCCUUGGAAAGACAGAAAAAAAGGCACAAACGCAGAAAAGAUCCAUGGAGGCCUAGAGCCCCAGACCGGCACCCAGCGCGAAUGGACCCACUUAUGGCAACCAACGUUGCCAUCUUAACGGAAGACGUUGUGGAUAGCGUGUGCUUGGGGCAUUACAACAUCCAAAAGUCAACAACGCCAACAAACCAUCCAAUUGGCGAGUCACACAUUUUGUCAACGUCAUCGCUAAAGAACAUUCAACUUGGCACAAAUUCAGCUGUGGAGGUCAUUGUCAAUAUCAGUGAUAAUGACUGGUUUUACAACGUCCCGCCCGGCUCAAUGAGGCGUCUAAUCAUGAAUCUUCUCGGAAACGCACUGAAAUAUACCCCAAAGGGCCAGAUAUCAGUCUCGAUCCAGGCGACCGAGAACUCAAAGGGCCGUUCUCGGCGUCAGGGCCUGGAAGAUAUAGUGACAUUAACUGUUUCAGAUACAGGUAAGGGAAUCUCAAACGAGUUCCUUCAGACUCGUCUUUACACUCCAUUUGCGCAGGAGGACCCCCUUUCUGUGGGUACUGGCCUCGGUCUAUCAAUUGUUCGCGAAAUUGUCAAAACCCUCAAUGGAAACAUCAGAAUCAGAAGCCGAGUCGGCGAAGGCACUACUGUCAAAGUGACGAUUCCCCUCGAUCGCCCAGUGGGAGAAAAAAGUCUCUCGUCGACGCCUUGCGCCGAUAAGCCGGAACAAGAGCCACUUACAGCACCCCUUCAACUACGCCAGCUGAACUUGAUCGAGAAACGUGCCGCGAUAUGGGGGAUAGAUCCUUCUCAUGUCGGCGAGUAUUCAUUCUGGUCUUCAAUUGCCCGGUAUAUCACAGACUGGUAUGGCAUGAAGCUAGUGCCUUGGUCUGCGGACGAACCUAUCGAUCUUUUACUUGCAAAUGACAGCGAUUUAUCAACAGCGGGAUUCCAGCAGCUACGUGAUGCAUUACCGCAAAUGCUUGUUUUUCACCGUUGUGUAGGCAGCCCGAGCGAUAUCAGGACAGAGUGGUCGCAUCUUGCCGACUCUAUGGUGAUCAUUCGGCGACCAUGUGGUCCGCAGAAUCUUGCCAGAGGAAUCUUGAACUUGCUUUAUCCAAAGAAUGCGUCUCUGGUAUCACCUGCGCCAUGUCCGAACCUCUCCGAAGGAGAACUCGUACUCCCGACGCGGCCCCGGUUCUCAAACCAGACUCCAUCAACCGGGAGCUCUACCAUUUCGUCUGAAAAUCUGGACUCGCCCGAUGCUGAAUUAUCCAAUCCUAUAGCAGAUUGCGUUAGCUUCGCCACAGACUCUCUGAAACGCAACGGUUCGAGCCAGUCUCCAGAAACAGCAGGGUCCUAUCGCCUCGAGUCUGAAAGCGAUUCUUCCAUGCCUCAUGAAUCCUCUCCCGCGUCCUCCACUUCACCACCCAGGCAGUCAGCCCCCAUCGAGCCCUCACCCGGUUCAAAAAGCAAACCGCGAGUAUUGCUGGUCGACGACAAUGAAAUCAACCUUCGACUCCUGAGGACCUUUAUGAGAAAAUGUAACAUCACGGACGUAGACACAGCACAAGACGGCGGACAAGCCGUCAUCCAGUUUGAAAAGGCGCCGUCGGGCUACGACCUUAUUUUCAUGGACAUAUCCAUGCCCGUAAUGAACGGGUUCGAAGCGACGCGUGCGAUCCGCACGAUUGAAAAAGAGCGCAGUGGCUGCACCCCAGCCAAUAUUAUCGCUCUGACUGGACUCAGCAGCUCAAACGAUGAAGUUAAAGCACUGGGGUCCGGGGUGGAUGUCUUCCUCACGAAGCCCGUUUCGUUAAAGGCCGUAUCGCGGCUACUUGCAGAUUGGGAAGCCGGACUGGCUGGAUAA
This is a messenger RNA of Penicillium manginii, 3762 nucleotides long. RefSeq names its product GAF domain-containing hybrid sensor histidine kinase/response regulator. The coding region runs from base 1 to 3762 and encodes 1253 amino acids. The transcript is spliced from 3 exons. Lineage: Eukaryota; Fungi; Ascomycota; Eurotiomycetes; Eurotiales; Aspergillaceae. The record is from RefSeq and is a predicted model, not a curated record. Gene Ontology annotation, biological process: phosphorelay signal transduction system; phosphorylation. Gene Ontology annotation, molecular function: phosphorelay sensor kinase activity.